Manis javanica (Malayan pangolin) is the source of this 4606-nucleotide messenger RNA. RefSeq names its product transmembrane channel like 3 (gene TMC3). The record is from RefSeq and is a predicted model, not a curated record. Gene Ontology annotation, molecular function: mechanosensitive monoatomic ion channel activity. NCBI's taxonomy places the organism in Eukaryota, Metazoa, Chordata, Mammalia, Pholidota, Manidae. Gene Ontology annotation, cellular component: plasma membrane.
GGUCAGCCCCCAUGAAACCCUCCAAGGUGUCCCAGCGCUACAGAGGCAUCCGAAGAAAUGCCAGCCAGCACUACCUCUACCAGGAGUCCCUGCUGCUCAGUAACUUGGAUGACAGCUUUACUGCUGAAGAAGCAGGGGACAGCAACGAUCCAGAGCAGAUCUUCCAGAAUAUACAGUUCCAGAAAGAUCUCAUGGCAAAUAUUCGCUGCAGACCCUGGACCAUGGGACAGAAGCUGCGGGCACUGAGGCGUGCAAAGGAGAUGGUGCUGAAGUUCGAAGGCAGGCUGACCAGGACCCGAGGCUACCAGGCAGCAGGCGCAGAGCUCUGGCGGAAGCUUGCUCGCCUUGCCAGUAACUUUGUGGUCAUCUUCAUUCCCUGGGAAAUGAGGAUAAAGAAAAUUGAGAGUCAUUUCGGCUCUGGUGUCGCCUCCUAUUUCAUAUUCUUGCGAUGGCUGUUUGGAAUCAAUAUUGUGCUCACAGUUAUGACAGGUGCUUUCAUUGUUAUUCCAGAGCUCAUUGCAGGGCAGCCCUUCGGAAGCACGGCCCGCAAGCGCAUCCCCAAGGAGCAUGUUGCAUCUGCCCAGGACCUGGACACCGUCUGGUCCCUGGGGGGCUACCUCCAGUACUCAGUCCUCUUCUACGGCUACUACGGCAGGGAGCGGAGGAUCGGGAGGGCUGGCUACCGGCUGCCCUUGGCCUAUUUCCUGGUGGGGAUGGCGGUGUUUGCAUACAGCUUCGUCAUCCUCUUGAAAAAGAUGGCCAAGAACUCCCGCACGAGCCUGGCCAGCACCUCCGAUGAGAACUACACCUUCUGCUGGCGGGUGUUCUGCGCCUGGGACUACCUCAUCGGGAACCCAGAGGCUGCAGAAAGCAAAGCGGCUGCCAUUGUCAACAGCAUCAGGGAGGCGAUCGUGGACGAGCAGGAGAAGAAGAAAAAGCGAAGCCUGGCAGUGACCGUCUGCCUGAGGGUCAUCGCCAACAUCCUGGUGCUUGUCUCGCUGGCUGGGAGCAUUUACCUCAUUUACUUUGUGGUGGACCGGUCCCAGAAGCUGGAGCAGUCCAAGAAGGAGCUGACCCUCUGGGAAAAGAAUGAGGUGGGCGUGGUGGUCUCGCUCGUCACCAUGCUGGCGCCAUCAGCCUUUGACCUCAUCGCCGCCCUGGAGAUGUACCACCCGCGAACCUCGCUGCGCUUCCAGCUGGCCAGGGUCCUCGUGCUGUACCUGGGGAACCUCUACAGUCUCAUCAUCGCGCUCUUGGACAAAGUGAACAGCAUGAGCACGGAGGAAGCUGCCACAAAAAACAGCACGAGUCCCUGGAUAGAUCCUACAGUCUUCACUUCCACCAGGACGGUCCCUAUGGAACAGAAAUGGUCCACACCUGGGCCUGGGGGAGAGCCCGGGAGGAACAGCACGUGGGCCCCAGGAGGGGCUGGUGCCCCCACGGCCACCCCGCCUCUCUCGGAGGCCAACAGGACUGCCGUCUACCCGCAGGGUCUGCAGGACCAGUGCUGGGAGACAUACGUGGGGCAGGAGAUGCUGAAGCUUUCCAUCAUCGAUAUGCUCUUCACCGCGGCCAGCGUUCUGCUCAUAGACUUCUUCCGAGGGCUCUUCGUCCGGUACUUAAGUGACUUUUGGUGCUGGGACCUGGAAAACAAGUGUCCUGAAUAUGGAGAAUUCAAAAUAGCGGAGAACGUGUUACACUUAGUCUACAACCAAGGCAUGAUUUGGAUGGGCGCCUUCUUCUCCCCGUGUCUCCCAGCGUUCAACGUCCUCAAGCUGAUCGGGCUCAUGUACCUGAGGAGCUGGGCGGUGCUGACCUGCAACGUCCCCCACCAGCAGGUUUUCCGAGCUUCCAGGUCCAACAACUUCUACCUGGCGACGCUGCUGUUCAUGCUCUCCCUCUGCAUGCUGCCCACCAUUUUCGCUAUCGUCCGGUACAAGCCGUCGCUCAGCUGUGGGCCUUUCAGUGGACAAGAGAAAAUUUAUGACAUCGUGUCAGAAACGAUUGCAGAGGACUUCCCUGCGUGGCUCGGCUCUGUGGCCAGCCACAUCAGCAGCCCCGUGACCGUCCUGCCAGCCCUGCUGCUGCUUAUCAUGCUCAUCUACUACCUUCAGAGCAUUGCAAGAUCGUUAAAGCUUAGCAACCAUCAGCUCAAACUGAAGAUCCAAAACGCGAGAGCUGAAGAUAAGAAAAAGGUCGCCCAAAUGAUAGAAGCCCGAAUGCAAAGCCAGGAGGGCAGCAGGAGGCCCCUGGAGGGGAGCGGUCCCUGUGGCCAGCUGUCCUCGGCGACCUCGGGGACCCCCCAGAACUAUGGCGAUAUAGUCAGCGUCGACUUGUCACGCAGCAGGGGUGGCCUGGCAGACACUGUCACGCAGCCCGAGCCUCAGGGUCCCCAGCCAGCGCCUGGCCGGCCCGGCUCACCUCUUCCUGGCAUCUCCAGAUCCAAGCCGCAGCUCACUGCUGACAGGUACCUGUGGGGCCCGCAUGCAGGCCCAAGGGACCCUCCCACCUGCAGCCCCUGCGCACCGGCGAUGGCUGGGAGGCACACCAAGCGUGUUCGCUCAGAGCCUACUUUCCGAAAAGACGUCCAGCACCGCCGCCCUCCCCGUCAUGGACCAGGGGUCUCGGCCGGGGCGCCGCAUGCUCCCAGGCCCCACACCUCCCAAUACUACAUCGUCAAAGACUGUGACUGUCACAGAAACAUCCGUCCGACUUUCUGGCCAGAAAAACAUUUCAAGGUAGAUGCUUUACAGGGCGCGGUGGAGAUGAGCCCCAGGAGCAUGCGGCAGUGUGUGUCCUGGGCCCCGCGGCAGGUGAGUGACGAGGAGGAGGAGACUGGGCGGCCCUGCCACCGGCCAUCCCCAACAGGCCCCCCCGGGCCUCCGCAUUGCCAUGUGGGUGGCAGGUCCCACAGCCGGCCCCUGGCUCCGGAGCCCCAGGGCAGGCUGCACCACAAGUCCUGGGGUGACGGCGUUCCAGGCCCGCUUGACAGGCCGCGGUCUGUGCACAGAAAGCCACCGCCCCGGAAGCCCCAGGGCCCCCGAGUCCCCGGGCAGCCCAGAGGCAAGGCCAAGCCCGAGCCAUCCGUCACAGAGUCGGAUUCUGCGUCAGCGGCGUCCAGCACUGACCAGCAGAACAGCGGUGCUGACCAGUACCUCCAGCUCACCCGCAGCCGGGCUAAGUCCCCGCAGUCUGCAGGCCGCCUCAGCGGCAGGAAGGUGGCCUCCAGGCAGGCACUGGCCGCGGAUCUGCACGACCUCAUCUGCUCAGAUGUCUAGGGCAUCUUCGGCUGUCCCGUUCGCAGAGCCCAGGGCCCCGCUGGAGUGCUGGUCCGGCAGUGCACGGUCCUGCCUUUCUGGAAAGAGAGCCCCACACCGGCUGUGGGGGAGGCCAGUAGGCAUAUCCAGGCAUGUCGGCUGGGACCUGAGACCCCCCAGGGCCGCAGCUCCCUGUCCCACAGCAGCCGCACACAAAUGGGUUCUGUCUGGGGGUCUCUUCGUGUGCAGCACCACUGGCCCAUUAGGCCGUCAUUCAAAAGCCUCAGUCCUCUGCUGCCACUCGGGGCGACCGCAACCACCGCCAGGAUGCAGAGCCUCGCCUGCAGUGUCCACGCUCGCCCUUGAUCAUGAGGGCUCGGCUUGUACCGUGAUGCUCCCCCUCAGCAUGCAAAACUCAGUCCCCCCAGAUAAGCACCCAGAAUUGAGGUGGCCACCCCUAAAGACGUCACGACACGUUAUCAGUUCACGUGAACAAUCAGUUCGGUAACAAGAGUAACUACACUGUAUUGAGCACUUGCUAUCCUGUGUGUCUGUGUCGAUCAGGACACCUGAACUGAAGCAGCACAACCCCCGAGGAGCACUGUCUCCUCUACUGGGAAGGUGGGAAUCAAGCUGGCUUCAGGCUCAGUUGGACCCAGGCAUCAAACACCCUCAGGCUUCUGUUUUUCACCUCCAAACCCUGGGGACUUCAUUUUCUCCUGCAGCAGUGGGCUUCCUCCACAGGGUAGGUUGAGGAGGAACUCAGCCACAGAAAACGCAGGUUUCAGACCCAGCCGAUGAGCCCAGGGAAAAGAGCAGAAUUGUCCCUCUCCUCAUGACAUCAUCUUCACCCUGCUGGCUGACCCCCUCUCACUGGCUGUGUGCAGGGUUUUGAUGGCAGUGUGUCCACCAUGAUUAGCCAGAAUUGACCCCCAUCCCUAUUUCCAUGAUAACGCCUUCCACUCUUAAAUCGUGUCUUUCACGUGCUCUGUCUCCUCUUCCAGACUAUGGGUGCCUUUGGAACAAAAUGGUGUUCAUUCAUUCUGGCACAUAAUAGGUAUCACACUCAUUUCUUAUUGUUGCAUAACAAACAUAGUGGUUUAAAACAGCGCAUAGUCAUCUCCCGGUUUUGUGAGUCAGGCGUGCAGACACGACCCAGCUGGGCGCUGGGCUCAGGGUCUCACUCGAGGCCAGAGCCGGCAUCUCAUCUGAGGCAGGAGUCCCCUUCCAAACUCAUGUGGCUCUUGGCAGAAUUCAUUUCCUUGAGGCUGUAGGACUGAGGCCCUCUGCUCCCAGGGGCGACGCACAUGGCCCUCUCUACAAUGUGGCUGUUUGUGUCUCCAAGACCA